AUGCCUGGAAGCAAUUUUGAAUUGCAGCGCGACCUCACCAUGACUGAACCAUACUUCGAUCUUGGAUUAUAUCAAUUUCCUGUGACAACCAGCUCCUCUGAUUGUCAGACCUGGUUUGAUCGCGGGUACAGGUGGGCACAGGGCUUCAACCACGAAGAAGCGGCUCGUUGUUUUAUGAAGGCAAUCGCUUUCGACGAAGGCUGUGCGAUGGCAUAUUGGGGCUUUUGCUACGCAAAGGGACCCAACUACAACAAAGCCUGGAUUCGCUUUGAUGCUGUCGACCUAGAGAAGACCAUCACUUCCGUGGAGCCUUUCCUACGGAAGGCGAUGGAGCUCGCCUCAGAGGUCAGCCCACCUGAAGCAGCUCUGAUCAAUGCUCUCAAACCCCGGUUUCCAACCCGUGAUACUUUUCUAGAUAAGACAUGUCCAGAUGAGCUCAGCUUGCUGGAUCAUGCAUAUGCCCAAGCUAUGUUUGCCGUUUACGACAGAUUUUCAUCUCACCUAGAUGUUGCCGCGCUCUGCGCAGAAGCGUUGAUGUGUAUCAGUCCGCGUGGUCUGUGGAACCUUGAAACAGGUCAGCCCAGUGGCCCUCAUACAGAGCGAGCACGUGUAAUCAUCGAAAGGGCCGUGAAAACCCCCGGGGGAGAUAAUCAUCCUGCACUGUGCCACCUCUACAUCCACUUAAUGGAAAUGUCACCAUACCCGGAAAUCGCCCUACCUGCCGCGGACCGGCUGCGCUUACUGGCCCGAGAUGCAUCCCAUUUACAGCACAUGCCAACACACAUUGAUAUUGCUUGCGGUGAUUACCGCAGAGCGGUUGACUCAAAUCACCAGGCAAUGCUCGCUGAUGACAAGUACUUUUCUCGUGCGGAUGGCUCCGCCCUCUAUGCUAUGUAUCGUGCACACAACGUCUAUGUGAAGCUAUAUAGUGCGUUGAUGUCUGGCCGCUCACAGGAAGCCCUUUUGUCUGCAAGCCGCCUGUUUGAAAUUCUGACACCUGAACUUCUUGCGAUAUCCAGUCCCCCAAUGGCAGAUUGGACCGAAAGCUAUCUUGGCGCAACUAUUCAUGCCAUGGUCCGCUUUGGAAAGUGGCAGGACAUCCUUGAGAAAGUAUCCAUUCCAGAGAACACCAAGCUGUACUGUUCCACCACAGCAAUGGUUUACUAUGGUCGUGGAAUUGCCCUAGCGGUACUUGGUCAUGUUGAGGAAGCAAAAUCGGAACAAAGCAAAUUUGAAGCUGCUAGGAUUCUUGUACCGAGAACGCGCCUUAACAGCUUACCGGCAGUCGAGGCUGAUGUACUCCAAGUUGCAUCUGCUAUGCUCCGAGGAGAAAUUCAGUACCGAGAAGGUGAUCAUGAAUCCUCAUUCCAGAGUCUGCGAGAGGCCACCGCCUUGGAAGAUGCACUGCCGUAUGCAGACCCACCGCCAUGGAUGCAGCCAACUCGGCAUGCAUUGGGUGCUUUACUUCUAGAGCAAGGCCAUUUGGAGAAAGCAGAGCUCGUGUAUCGAGAAGAUCUAGGCAUGGGGGGCCGUCUCCCUAGACGUCAGGCAAGGUUGAAUAAUGUCUGGGGUCUACAUGGUCUUCAUGAAUGUCUAGUCAGAGGAGGCAAGCGCGAGGAAGCCAAGACUAUCCGAGUUCAAAGAGAUAUUGCUUUGGCUUCUGCAGACAUCAAUAUUGUUGCAUCAUGCUUUUGCCGGCUUUCGGCUAUCAGAGAGGCAGAUGUUUUGGAAGAUAUGGCUAGAUGCAGGUCAAACUGCUGUUGA
Molecule: messenger RNA, 1764 nt
Organism: Penicillium verrucosum
Lineage: Eukaryota; Fungi; Ascomycota; Eurotiomycetes; Eurotiales; Aspergillaceae
Product: Tetratricopeptide-like helical
Exons: 1
Coding region: 1-1764 (587 amino acids)
Cellular component (GO): intracellular anatomical structure
Molecular function (GO): protein binding
Source: RefSeq, a predicted model, not a curated record